This is a messenger RNA of Panicum virgatum (switchgrass), 1912 nucleotides long. Its product is annotated as SH3 and multiple ankyrin repeat domains protein 1-like. The record is from RefSeq and is a predicted model, not a curated record. The transcript is spliced from 3 exons. NCBI's taxonomy places the organism in Eukaryota, Viridiplantae, Streptophyta, Magnoliopsida, Poales, Poaceae. Gene Ontology annotation, molecular function: DNA binding; DNA-binding transcription factor activity. Bases 1 to 1479 code for a protein of 492 amino acids. Gene Ontology annotation, biological process: regulation of DNA-templated transcription; ethylene-activated signaling pathway.
AUGGAGGAUGAAGGGAGGGGCCAGGAGAUAUACACAGAGGCUAAGUGCAAAAACUUUGUUUUCCUCUUUCUCUUUCUCUCACUAGCCAACAUAAAGAUAGAGAGAAGACUCUCUCUCUAUCUCUCUCUCUCUCCGUGUUCUUAUCAGCAGCAGCUCGCUCGCCACGUUCCGAUCCUGUACCAGCUGCCGAGACGAGCGCGAGGCUCCGAGGUCCAAAAGAGCUCAAGCUCCUCCCCGACGCAUGCGCGGAUCGAUCGAUCCAGCCCGAGCUACGGGAGGCGGCGGCGGCGGCAGAUCGACGACCGGCAGCUGACUAAGGUGGAUCCCCGGAGGCAUGGCAAGAGGCCCCUACCCGCCGACGAGGAGGAAGAGGAGCCGCCGCCCCCGCCGCCACCGAAGCACGAGCAGCUGGAUGUCGAGGAGCAGUACCACCACUUCUCCCCCCAGCUGCAAGGAGCGACCUUUAGCGGCGGCGGCGGAGGGUCGUCGUCGUCCCCCGCCGGCGCCGGCGCCGCGGGCCCGUCGCCGGAGGCGUACGCGCAGUACUACUACUCGGCGCGCGCCGACCACGACGCCACCGCCGUGGCCUCCGCGCUAGCGCACGUCAUCCGCGCCUCCCCCGACCAGCUCCCGCCGCAGGCCUUCUACGCCGCCGCCGCCGCCACGGGCCACCAGCUGGGAGACCACCGGCAAGCAGCGCCGCCGCACCAUCCCGGUGGCCACGCCGCCGCCGCCGAGGAGGAGCAAGCCGCAGGCCGGAGGCGGCACUACCGAGGGGUGCGGCAGCGGCCGUGGGGGAAGUGGGCGGCGGAGAUCCGGGACCCCAACAAGGCGGCGCGGGUGUGGCUGGGCACCUUCGACACGGCGGAGGACGCCGCCAUCGCCUACGACGAGGCGGCGCUCCGGUUCAAGGGCACCAAGGCCAAGCUCAACUUCCCGGAGCGCGUCCAAGGCCGCACCGACCUGGGCUUCCUCGUCACCCGCGGCAUCCCGGACCGGCACCACCAACACCAAGGCGCGGUGACGCUGGCAGCAAUGCCGCCGCCGCCGCACCGGCAGCACCAGCACCAGACCGUGGUGCCGUACCCGGACCUCAUGCAGUACGCGCAGCUGCUGCAGGCCAGCGGCCGGGGCGGCGGCGGAGGCGGCGGCGACCGCGCCGAGGCGGCCGCCGCGGCCCAGCAGGCGGCGCAGGCGCAGCUCAUGAUGAUGGCCCGCGGCGGCGGCGGCGGCGGCGUCAACCUGCCGUUCGGCGCCGCGUCGUCGCCGUUCUCCCCCUCGCCCUCGUCGGCGCCGCAGAUCCUGGACUUCUCCACGCAGCAGCUCAUCCGGCCCGGCCCGCCGUCGCCGGCCGCCGCGAUGUCGUCGUCGGGCGCUGCUCCGUCCACGCCGUCGUCCACGACCACGGCGUCGUCGCCCGGUGGCGGCAGUGCAUGGCCGUACGGUGGGGAGCACCACAGGAAUAAAAAAGACGCGUGAUCGAGCUGGCAUAUGCUCAUAUGCAUGCAUGCAAGUUGCAAGCACUUGCAAUGCGAGAGGAUCAGAUCAGAGACCAAGUAGCUGCAUAUGGAGGAAUAUGCAUGCAAUAUGGGGUAAGUGGCAGUGGUGAUUUAAUUUUGCUGGAAGCAUAUAAAAGCAUUUCUUGGCCAUUUUUCUCUUGUCUCUUUCUUUCUUUUCUUUUCGCGAUGCAUGAUCUUCUUUUCUUCAUUUCUUGGAGGAUCCUCAGUUUAGAGAGCUAGCUAGCUAGCUGCUAGAGCUUGCUGCUACCUUCCUUGUUUAAUUUACUGCUCUGUUGCUCAUCAUCUCUUUAAUUUGUUCAAGUGUAAACUAAUUAAUUGUGCAAACUAAUCCAAAAGCAAGAAGAGAGGAAUAAUAAUCUCAUUGAUGCAAUAUACAGGACCUUUUUUUCUCU